Epinephelus fuscoguttatus (brown-marbled grouper) is the source of this 5177-nucleotide messenger RNA. RefSeq names its product plakophilin-3-like. Gene Ontology annotation, cellular component: cytoplasm; plasma membrane; adherens junction. The record is from RefSeq and is a predicted model, not a curated record. Gene Ontology annotation, molecular function: cadherin binding. The coding region runs from base 133 to 2469 and encodes 778 amino acids. The transcript is spliced from 13 exons. Gene Ontology annotation, biological process: cell-cell adhesion; cell-cell junction assembly. Lineage: Eukaryota; Metazoa; Chordata; Actinopteri; Perciformes; Serranidae.
CAGAUCUCCAUUUCAUAGCGGACACACGGACAACGGACCCAGUCACCGGACGAACCGCACCCGCUGUAGGACCUCCUGCUCCCCGACUUUUCUCCCUCUGCCCGGCUGAAGUUUGCUCUCCCCGCUGUGAGGAUGAGUGUGGCGGUGGCGGAGGGCUGUUUUCUGUCCGCCCUGCAGCCCAACUCCUCCUGCACCGCUUAUGUGCUGCCCUCGGACGGUCCGUCUCCGGACCCGGUGGCCAAAGCAAGGAGGGUCCGAGAGCAGGUCCGGAUGCGACUGGCUGAGAAGAAGUCCUCCUCCCUGACCAGACUGGACGACUCGAUGAUCGGAUCAACAGACUACAGCUAUCCCGAAGUGAAGAGCUUAACCCACACCCUUGGUUACAGCUCCAGAUCCAUGAUAAACACACCCACCCGCGUCAUGGCUGUGCCCACAGCGCCUCUCCGCUCCUCUGGUUUCUCCUCUCGCUCUGCAGUGGAAACCAGUUCCAAGGUGAGCCAAAGAGGAGCCAGCGUAGCCCACAGCAGCUUCCAGUCCUCACAGACACACAGGAGAAGCAGACGCUCCAAGUCACUGUGCCAAACAGACCAGGAGGCACUUCCUCUCACUGUGUUGGUUCCUCCAGAGACCACUACCUGCCCGAUCCCUGUGCCGGCCCCCGGCACCCUAAGGCGCAGCCUCAGUGGGACGCUGGCCCAGGAUAGACGCUUCUGGCAGGAGGAGGAGCUGCCGUAUCAGUACACCUACAAAGGCCCCUCCCACCGCACCAUCAGCCGCAUCGCCAACCGACAGCAGCACUACCAGCAGCAGAGUACUGGCUUCGGCCAGGAGGGCUGGGUGGGGACUACCAGAGGGGUCCCCAUGGCAGGGGACGGCUGGGGGACACAGUGGCAGCAGCAUGUGUCCAGAGGCAACCAUGUCAUGGGGACAGGGCAGUAUCAAGCCUCCCUCCAGCGGGCGGCCUCGCUUCGCAGUUUGAGGAGUGUCGGGAAAGGAGUGGAUGUGUUGGACGGAGCAUCGAUACACAGCAACGACCCACUGGAAAAUAUACAGAGUCUGGACAUGGCCACAGCUGUCAGAUAUCUCUCUGAGUCAGACACUGCCUUGCAAGUUCUUGGAGCUGCAUACAUCCAACACCAGUGUUACCAUAGCAACGAUGCCAAGAACCAGGUCCGUGCUCUGCAUGGCGUUCCAGCUCUCGUUCAGCUUUUCUCCAGUGACAACUUAGACGUGCAGCGUUACGCCACUGGCGCCACACGGAACCUCAUCUACGAGAACGCUGACAACAAGGUGGCGCUCAUAGAUGCCGGUGGAGUGAUGCAUCUCGUCAGCAUCCUGAGCAAACCUGACGAGGAGCUUCGAAAGACCAUCACAGGUGUCCUGUGGAAUCUGUCCUCCAGAGACAACCUGAAGGAGAAACUGUCUAAAGAAGCUUUACCAGAGCUGACAGAGAAGGUGCUGGUUCCUCUGUGCAGCAACUUCCCACUGAGCCCAUCUGAGAGAGACAUCUUCUACAACACUAGCGGCUGCCUCAGGAACCUGAGUUCAGUGAACGAGAGGACGAGACAGAAGAUGAGAGACAUGCGAGGCCUGGUGGACUCUUUGGUGUCCUACAUUCAACAAGAGGACAGGGCAGAUGACAAGGGUUUGGAGAAUUCAUUGUGUGUGAUGAGGAAUCUGUCCUACCAGCUGUACACGGAGCUUCCUCCCUCAGUCCGACUCCGUCUGGAGGGCCAAACGAGAGCCUCUGCCUCCAAGGAAAGUGAUGCCAUCGGCUGUUUUACUCUGUAUAACAAGAAAAACAAUGAGCGCAACCAGACUCUGUCCAUACUGUCGGAGGUGUCACGACAACCUAAGGGUGCUGAGUGGCUGUGGCACCCUCAUGUGGUGGGGCUGUACAAGCUUGUUCUGCAGAACAGUGACUGCAGCUCCACCAGCCGCGAGGCUGCCAUCGGAGCCCUGCAAAAUAUCACUGCAGGAGACGCCAGAUGGUCGUCAGUGAUGAGUAAUGUGGUGAUCGAGCAGGAGAGGAUGCUGCCCACCCUGCUGGAUCUGUUGGACACCAACAAUGACAUGGAGCUGAGGCCUCUGACUGGCCUGCUGAGGAAUCUGGCCAGACACGCCACCAACAAAGACCACAUCGCUAAGAACAUGGUGAAUGUUCUGGUGUCCAAGCUGCCCAGUGACGGCCAUCAGAAAACUCCAUCUAGUGAAGUGGUGGUCAACAUCUGUGGAGCCCUCAAUCACCUGGUCACCUGCAGCUCCUUGGCAGCCCGUGACAUCUCAUACUUCAACGGCCUGCAGAAACUGAUGGGCAUCAAGACAUCCCAUGAUAGCAGUUCCGGGAGUCUGAAAGCUGCCAGAGCGGCCUCGACUGUCCUCUGCAACAUGUUCCAGUACAACAAACUGCACAAAGACUACAAACUGAAAGGAUUUGCCCGACGAGACUUCACAGAUUUAACCAUCUAGGCUGCAGCGUCCGAGCGUCUGACCUCAGGAUCAAGGUUGCUGUGAGGAAGACGAGGAACAUCAGAGGGAUUUAAUGAGCAGAUUUUCUAACUGUGGCGGAGCGACGGGAAGAGGAAUGGACUGGAGCCAAUGAAACCAUGGACUUAACGUUUGUCCCCUUUAGUGUCUGACUUGGCUCAGCUUGCAGCAGAGAGCCUUUGAUGACAGGAACCUGAUGGCAUCCACACUCAGUGGACUUUACCCGCAAAACUACCAUGCUCUGUGUGUAAGAGGGUUUGACUGAUGACUAAUGUUGCUGAUAGCUGAUAUAUGAUGCUCACAUUAGAGCGACAGACAGACAGUAGUGCCUGGUAAUGUGUUGUUCCUGGUUAGAUGGAUAUGGGCUGAAGGGAUCGCAGUGUCAAUCCGUCGGCUGGACUGGAAUGUCUCGACAGCUAUUGGAUGGAUCGCCAGAUUCCCGGCUUGAAUCAUUAUCCCAGCGCCCUGACUUUGGUGAUGAUCAGCUGAUAAUUCUCAUUCAUCCAAUACUUUGAUUGAUGACCAAAUACCUGCAAAACUAAUAACUUUUCCAUCAGCCUCAGCAAAUGUUAGCAUACUAACACGCUAAACUAAGAAGAUGAGCAUGGUAAACUUCAUCUGAUAAAUUGCGCCAUGAUAGCAUUGUCAUUGUGAGCAUGUUUGCAUGCUGACAUUAGCAUGUAGCUCGAAGCACCAGUGUAGCUAAAUACAGCUUCUCAGAGUAGCUAGCAUGGCUGUUUGUAGUCGUUUUAACCAACAGAUUGAGAUGUGUUUUUCUUUCAGAUGUUAACCGACAAACUUCCUGUGUAGAAAACUUCAUUAAAGAAGCAUUUCACCGCUGGAAAGGUGGUCUUUUCAUAAACGGGGCAGUCUGUGCUGUAGAAAGAUGCAAAUACCUUUUGAAAUUGGUGCUACAUGACCAGAGAAGACAGAGAAAAGGGGCUGUGGCAUUUGCUUUUACUCAGGAGGUAGAAAAUCUACAGCUGCCAGAAUGCGGAGAGUGCUGAUCAUGUGGGUAAUUUUAUAGGCUUCAUGAGCAACUUGAAUGAAUGGGUCUGUAUCCAGCUCUCUUUAUACAUCCAUGGUUUUGACACAGAAGACAAUAUGUCAGCCAGCUAGUAACAAACAAACUUGAAUUACAGUUAAGAGAAAAUUUUAGGUGAGAAACAGGCAACGCAGCAACAGAAUCUUGGUUCGUAUUUGAUCGGCACUGCUUAGUUUUACAGUUUGAUCUAAGUUUUGGAGCCAGAAGGGCGGCUCUCUCUGUAGAUGUGCUCUAUACUCUUAAUGUCUGUGGUGUCAGGCACACAAAAGUGGGAAGUACAAUACGUAAUUCGAGUAACAGCCCAACAGCCAGCAGAAAGUUGGCGGAUUAGAGCUGGGAGAUGAUGGUUACAAAUUGGCAUAUUUUCCCUUUAAAAGUCCAAGAAGUGAGCUAAUAAGCAGUUAGAUGAGUUUAGAUGAGAUUAGUUAGAUGAUUAGAUGAGUUUAUCAGCAGGAAGCAGCAGUUUAGAUGUCAGUGAUUCAUAUCUUGUUCAUCUGAGGUCUUGCAUUUGUUUAUCUACUUAUUUUUACUUGCAUGUCUCCUGGAAUUGGGGAUGUUCUUAUGCACGGGAAUACAUACUUUUAAUUAUUAGUUUGAGAAAAGAAUAACCGAGGAGACAACACGAGGGGCCGCCAUGGCUGUCUGAGAAAGGAUAUCAAAUUAUUGGCCAAACAACUUCUUGUUCAGUGUUUGAUCUCAGGAGAACUGAGCAGAAACGCCACUUGCACUGAAUGUGGAGUCAAAAACAAAUAAACCAAAACAAGGCAAUUGUCCUGUCUUCACAAUGUAGUAUCUUCUACUCAUAAUGAGGUAAAUUAUGACCUUGAAAAUAUACUGUGUGUGCAGUGGAAUAAGAUCAAAGACCUGAGAAAAUAGUGUGUUACUUAAAUAAAUCAGAUACUCCUGCUGUUGUCUGUAUAAUCAAUCCUGUCAAACAAAAUGUGAUUAAAAGGAGAAGCCUUACAGUAACGUCUGCUGAGAGGCCGGCAGGAGCCAGUGAGGGGAUUUCUCUGGAAGGACAUGUGGGAGAGAAGUGUAACCUUCAGACCUGGAGUUUAUCUGAGAGAGGAAACUGCAGAUGAGCAGCAGCCUCAUAGCAAAUAGAGGAAGGGAGGGGCUCAGCCUGACCGGGAAAUGAAAGGCUGAGAUUUGCAGUGGGGAAACCUGGAGGGACGGGCUUCAACAUAAAGAAUGUGUGAAUGCAAGAGUUCUAUAAAGGGAAAUGAUUUACGUUAUACUGCUGAACUUUCACACCCAGUCUUGGCAGAGUUCAGGGCAUCGAGCAUGAGUUGGAGAGAAGAGCGUCAUGGUUUAUGGAGUUUGAAGUUGUUUUAAAUGUGUUUCCCUUUUUUUUCUGUUAUGAAUUGUAUCCCCUGAAUUGCGCGGUUGGGGUUGGGAGAGAGUUUCUGCUGCAAGUGAAGGAGUUCAAGUAUCUUAGAGUCUUGUUCAGGAAGCAGGUUUAACAAACUGGGUUCAAACCUGAACUCUGAAUUGCUGAAUUUCGAAUUCAUUAACAUUGUAUACACACAAAAUGAGUCCUGAAAGAGGUGUACGCCACUUCCCACGCAAAAGUUGUGAUCUACAAAAAUGGAGUUGAUGGGUAAAAAUUAGGGGUGCCUUGAUGCUCUGUGAUUAUUUGAGGGGG